UGGAAUGUUCUAAGGAAUGUAGCAAUACGAGUUCUGAACGUUUCACAAUUUCAAGUGAAUCAGUUAAGAGAAGUGUGCUUUCUUCUCACAGACGACUUUGGAUAGUGCAGCUUUUAUCUGUCUGUUUACUACCUUAUAGGAUUAAUCCACACUGAAGGCAACUCAUCAGAAAGCUUACACACACAUUUGAAAACACGUUCAAGAUAAACAGUGAACUCGGACAAUGCUUUUCCAACUUCAAUGAUCAUAUUAAAAUGACAAGCAGCUGAAGAGAUUGUAGAACAAACUGCAACAAAAUAAAACAGCCUGAUUUUCUUGACAAGUACACUAGAAAAUAAUCCUUGAAGAAAAGUCGCAAUGAGUAUAAAGUCAUUUUUUUAAAUGCGAGGCAAAGUCUGCCUUGAGAAGGUGUGUAGGUGAAAUGGGAGUGCAGUCUGCCUGGGUUGUUUAUUGAUGGGCUGGAUUAUUUGAAGUAGGCAAAGUCUGCAUCUUUUUGAAUGGAGGAUUGAGUCAGGAAAUUCACAGAGCUGAGGUUUUCUGAGAUAAACAGGUGAUAUUACAUUUUGGAACCUGACUUACAUCAUUUUAGUUAUUUAUUGUUGCAGAUGUUUGAAGAAAACAUUCAAUCUUUAACAAUGCCUUCGGCUCAAAUGUAAAUGUAACUCUUUGCUACAUAAAAGGAAUGCAAAUCUCAGCUGCACCAUAGUUUGCUAAAACUCUCUGAUCCAGGAAAAUGUGUUUCUGAUUUACAUUGUGAUCAAGCAAAAGAUCAUCAAAAGGCUGUUAUGAACUUCAAACAUUAAUUAGUGAGGUCUUAUUCAGAGAAGUACAAUCUGUAUCAGUAAAGCUGAAACUUGUAACUGCUAAAGGGUCAUGUGACUGAUCAUGGGUGAGUUUGAACAGGUAGCUGGUAAAGUGCUUGGCAGGCGAAAUGACCGCUUACAGAGAGACCCUGAGGAACUUCUACACUUUACAACAUGUCUACGAGCUGUUGCUAAGUGCCUGACAGCUCUCAGACACCUUGUGCAUAAGGCAGGAGAUCCUGAAACUGUUAUCAAUGCUGUGAAAUCGAUACAAACAGACUUAGAAGAGGCACUUAAAUAUCUCUUUAAUCAGUACCCAACACUGGAUUCAGAUGAACUACGCCAGGCUGUAAACCAUCUCAUGCAAGGUAUAAAUGAACUCAGCAGUCAGUCAAACAGCAAUGAAAGCAGAAAACGAUUCAGUGAUAUAUUCCGUGGACUUGAUGCUCUUGAAAUUUCCAUUGGAAAUGCGACUGUUGAUUAUUUUACAGUGGAGUCAGACAGUGAUAAUCCCCCAACAACUGAGCCAUCACCAGAGACAGAAGAAUUACCGUCAGAUGACAGUUUAUUUAUCCCCCAGAAAAGCAACACAGAAGGAUCAAUCCAUGGCAGCAUUACAGAUGGGGAAGCAGACGUCAUGCUGAUAAAAUGUGAAGGUGGCGUAGAAUCAAGUCUACACUAUGCCAAAAUGUGGUGCAGAUAUGCAAAGGAACUACUGAACUGGAUGGAUAAACGUCUUAAUCUUGAAAUAGAAUUUGCCAAAAGCAUCAUGAAACUCGCAGAGAGUGGCAAGUCAUCUGUACGGCAGCAGGGGCACAUGCCUUUGCAGAAUAUAUAUACUCUGGCAAUGGAACAUGAUAUCACAUGUGCAGUUAGAAUGCUACAAAACGUUGAGGAGCUACAGAUGAAAAGAUAUAUUGCGCCACUUUUAGCAAAGCGGAAUGAAGUAGAAAAAUGGCGUAAGGAGUUCAAAGACCAGUGGACAAGGGCACAGAAAAAAAUGAAAGAUUCUUUGACUUCUCUCCAGAAAUCCCGCAAUCAGUACAUUCAGCGCUCUGAAGAAUUAGAAAAAGCUACCCAGCUGAGCUCUAAGAUUGAAGAAGAACAACUGGCAAUGAGCAGUCCAAGUCCCAGUACUGCUAUCAAACAGCUGGAAAAGCUGGAAAAGAAACGCUAUUCCCGUGAAGAAGCACUUACAAAGGUACAGAAGGCUGAGACAUCUUACAAAGCAUGUGUUAAGGAUGCUAAUCGGUGCCAGAAAGACCUGGAACUGACAAAGGAAAGAAUUGUCACACAUGUUCGCAAACUUGUGUAUCAAGCAGACCAGGUUUUAAAAGAGGUUACCCAAAAUGUGUUCCUCUUGAAUCAGACCACCACUCAGCCAGUUCCUUUGGGCUUUCAGAGUUUAUUUGAGAACUGUAGUCCUUACAUUAUUGGUGAGAAAUAUCUGGAAUUUGUUCAGAGCCUGACUAGGAAGGAAGAGCCUUCAGAAUUAUAUGAAUUUGAGGAGUUUACCUCAGGGAAAAGGUCCCCUACACUUUCAAGAAAAAGAAGUGGAGGGCAUCACGGUUCAUCUCAAACACUUCCCCAAGGUGACCAAAUGGGAAAUUUGGAAGAUGGUACCAUCAAAAGAAUUGGAGGCGGAGAACUAAAUGCUCGAAACAGUAAAAGUGUAUGCAGUGAUCUCAACAGUCUUGGAGGAAGCAGUGAAACGAGAUCUUUGGAUUCACCCACUUCUAGCCCAGGUAUGGCUCAGCAAGCUCAUGCAAUGAGGAAGUUACCAAAAGCUUCGUCAACAGCAACAAUCUCGUCAGAGGAACUUGACGAGAAGGAAGAAAAUGCUUCCUUAGAGCUUAAUGACUCAACCACAGACAUUUCCAUGCAUCCGGGACCUUUUAGAAAUACCGUGUUUUCCAAAGCAGCCCAGACUCAUCGGUUUCGGAAGUUGAGAGGCCCCUCCAAAUGUAGGGAAUGUGACAACUUCAUGAUGAAUGGAGCAGAAUGUGAAGAGUGUUCUCUGACAUGUCACAGAAAGUGUCUAGAAGGUCUUUUGAUUCUUUGUGGCCACAGAAAGCUACCAGGACGGGUACAGCUAUUUGGAACUGACUUCAGUCAAAUUCCUAGACACUUUGCAGAGGAAGUUCCUUUUAUCAUUACAAGGUGCACAGCUGAAAUAGAAACCCAAGCUAUUGGAGUUCAGGGACUAUAUCGAGUAAGUGGGUCAAGAGCUCGAGUAGAAAAGCUGUGUCAAGCGUUUGAAAAUGGAAGGGACUUAGUAGAAUUAUCAGAUAACUCACCUCAUGACAUCACUACCGUACUCAAGUAUUUCUUGAAAGAGCUCACUGAACCCGUAAUACAAUUUCAGCUCUAUGAUGAGUUCAUCGCAUAUGGAAAAGAGCUCCCAAGAAACAUAGACUGUACAAAGGAUGCUGAUCCCUCAAUAAAAGAUCAUAUCAACAAACUAAAAGAUAUUUUGGGCAAACUGCCACCUUCAAACUACAACACUUUACGGCAUCUGAUUGGCCAUCUCUACAGAAUCUCAGAGAGAUAUGAGGAAAACAAGAUGUCUGCAAACAAUUUAGGAAUAAUUUUUGGGCCUACACUUCUCCGACCUUUUACUUCUGAGGUGGACAAGGCAUCGAUGAUGACACUUCUAGACUCUAGUUACCAAGCACAGAUUGUGGAGUUUCUUAUUGUAUAUUAUGAGAAAAUUUUUGGGAUGGAUGACUUACCAAUUUCAACAUCUUAUGAUGGGGAUGCACCUCAGGUGGAGGGUCUUACAGACAGAGAUGGAGAUGAGUCUAACCCUGAAAAAACAACCUCACUCUCAACUGAGAGUUUAUCCUUUAAGCGAAAUUCAAGUGAGGGAUAUGUGUCAGACAAAUCAUCGUCCUAUGAAGCUCUCAAUGAACUCGGUGCUGAGAGUCUGCAGAACCCAGACAAAACAGAGGCCUCAGGAUUGUUAGAGGGUUUCGUUUCUGAAAUGUCUGAAGCAUGUUGCAUUUUGCAGGCAGGACUAGAUCACGAUGGACAUCUAGUUUCUUUAGCUCUACCAAGAAAUCACUUCAGUCGACAACCUGUGAAGCAUUCUCGUAAUGGACAGCCUGCCCUGAAACAUGUUUUGUCUGCACCGCCCUCUUUGCUUGGAGCCUUAGGUUCAGAAAUAGGUGAGCAUGGAGAGCAUGACUUGAACACCUCUGUCUCAAGCAAUCAUACUAUGGCAGGGGGAGAAGUUCAGUUGGACAUGCAGAGUGAGACUCAGGACACUAACAGUAACUGCUGCCCAGGGGACAGUACACAGCAAGGGCUACAGAAGCAACAGACAUGUGCAGAUGCCACAAAUGAAUCUACAGGAGUUGUCAGCAGAGCUCAUGCUGACAGAAUUAGCUGGCUUCGGUCAUCUAGUGUGGCGUCAGUUUCUGAAGACACUCUAUUCUCUGACCUUGCACUGAAUUUAAAUUCUUGCUUAUCAAAUUCAUUAGAAGAAGAGAUUUUCAGGCAACUGAAAGAUGCUAGUGUGUUGGACUCCAAAAAAGACCAAUGACUGCUUUCUGUGCUCAAGUUGGAAACCAUAGGGCUGAACAUGACCAACAUUACAUCUAAAACAUGACUAAGGGUUAAAAAAUUCGGUGGCACACUAAAUGCUGCUUCAUUCACAUCGCAAUGUUUUAAAGACUUAUUUAACACCUAAAGCACUGGUUUUACAUAUUCUUAUGCUCAUAACUAAACUUGAAGAAAUACAAUAUCAGGUUUUAAAAUAACUGUUGAACUUCCACAUUAACAAUAUUCUUUUCCAUCCUUGCUAAGUUCAGAACCAUACAUGCUGUAUUUAACGUUUUCAAGAUUCUAGAUGCAAACAUGGCAUAAUGCAGAAAUCAAUGUAUUUGAUGGUUUAUUUUAAAUGUAUGUUGUUCACUAUCUAUUUUUCUGUUGUAAAAUUGCAGCUGUGAAUCAGAAUAUCUGGCCUUCAUGCAGAGAUCUAAUGCAGAUUCUCUUUUGUUCUGCAUUUCCUAUAAAGCAAACAGUUUGAUAGCCCUGCAUAGUGGUACGGUUCAGUAUUAUAUGAGGAUAAUAGUUCAUAGGAAUAAUCUGUAAAUUCAUUCUAAUGAUCUUAGAAAUUCAAAAUCAUCAACCAUGAACAUUUCUUUCAUGAUGAACUUAAUGCUGAGUGAAGGGAACUCAUUGGUUUGCAGGUUAAAUUAAUAGGUGCAUUUCAUACAAGCACCGUAUACUUUUAUUUGUAAAGGUACCUUUUUCAUUAUGUUCUGUAAUAUUAAAAUGUUUUAUAAAUAUCAA
Protopterus annectens (West African lungfish) is the source of this 5099-nucleotide messenger RNA. RefSeq names its product GEM interacting protein (gene GMIP). Gene Ontology annotation, biological process: negative regulation of GTPase activity; signal transduction; activation of GTPase activity. The transcript has 22 exons. NCBI's taxonomy places the organism in Eukaryota, Metazoa, Chordata, Ceratodontiformes, Protopteridae. The record is from RefSeq and is a predicted model, not a curated record. The coding region runs from base 886 to 4347 and encodes 1153 amino acids. Gene Ontology annotation, molecular function: GTPase activator activity. Gene Ontology annotation, cellular component: plasma membrane.